AUACAUCCUACCCCACAAACCAAACCAAAUACAAUUACAAUGUCCGAACAAGUUUACUACAGCAAAGGAUUCAAGAAGUCAAUUUCUGAUACUCAUGCAUGGCGUACAGUAGCCAAUUCCUCCGAAUUUGUCGUUAAAGUUUUGAAGCCCAACUUCAAAGUCCUCGAUGCUGGUUGUGGACCAGGUUCCAUAACUAUUGAUUUCGCAGCAAAUUACCUCCCCCAAGGUUCAAUAGUAGGAAUUGAACCAACUCAAGAAUUAAUAGACACGGCUAAUGUCAACAAGGAGAAAUACGGGAAACCAUUGGACAACUUGAGUUUCAUCAAGGGGUCAAUCUACGAGUUGCCAUUCAAAGAUAACACUUUUGAUUUGGUCCACGUUCAACAAGUAAUAAUUCACUUACAAGAUCCGAUUCGAGCACUUAAAGAGUUGAAGCGAGUUGUUAAACCAAAUGGAUUUGUUUGUGUCAGAGAUGCUGAUUUGUCUUCAUUUUUAGCCUACCCGGAAGAAUAUAGCUUGUUAGGUGAACAUUAUGCGUUGAAAGCAAAGAACGCAGUAUCUACCGAUAUUAAAGCGGGAAGAAAGUUACGACCAAAGGCAUUACAAGCAGGGUAUGAAUCUGAUAAAAUUAGAACCAGUGUUUCUAAUUGGAUUUGUACUGAUAGCAUCGAUGCAAAACAUCGUUGGGCUGCUGCAACUGUUGCGAGACUUGAAUCCGGUGGCGAGAAGUUCUACCCAGAAGAUGAUGCCAAGGACAAAGAGCUUAGAGAAAAGGUUAUUGAAUUAUGGAAGAAAUGGAGUGAAGACGAAACCAGUAUGAUUAAUUUACCAAAUUAUGAAAUUAUAUAUCAAAAGUAAAUAGGUUAGUAGAGUGAAUUCUAAAACUUCCUGAAUGCUUCAUAUUUCAUUAUCUAUAUCGGAUCU
Molecule: messenger RNA, 924 nt
Organism: Spathaspora passalidarum NRRL Y-27907
Lineage: Eukaryota; Fungi; Ascomycota; Pichiomycetes; Serinales; Debaryomycetaceae
Gene: CRG1
Product: Crg1p
Exons: 1
Coding region: 40-858 (272 amino acids)
Molecular function (GO): methyltransferase activity
Source: RefSeq, a predicted model, not a curated record